Molecule: messenger RNA, 1956 nt
Organism: Penicillium odoratum
Lineage: Eukaryota; Fungi; Ascomycota; Eurotiomycetes; Eurotiales; Aspergillaceae
Exons: 1
Coding region: 1-1956 (651 amino acids)
Source: RefSeq, a predicted model, not a curated record
AUGUCUGGAGACCACGCUCGCUACCAGCCAACUACGCCACCUGGUCAGCCUUACGAGGAAUAUCUUGGGUCCGGACAUAGUCGUAACCCAUCUACUUCAUCUAUCUACUCUGGUGAAUCUUCACCUUGGUCCACCAUGACGAGCAAUACUAGCCCUGGUACUUCGCCAACCCGGCAUCACCAUGGUCCUGCACUCUUACCCAAAAUUCGACCUCAAGAUGUGGUGAUUGAACCUGUCUCUUCUGCUGGCCCUCUGCGUACCCGCCGGUUCUUGUCCAACACACGAAAUACUCCUGGAUUUGCACCUUAUUCCCUUAGCCGUCCUUCUUCUCGACGCAACCAGCCAGAUACGGCUGAUCGGAUUCCUUUGGCAUCUCCCAUUUCACCUAUUGUCACCACGGGUCCUAUCAGUCACUCUGCUUUGUCGUCUCCAGUGACUAUCACAUCAAACAAGCGCAAAGCGUCUGGGGGUCAUAAUCGAUCCGUGUCAGCCUCAAGUAUUGAUGAGGCUACUCUGAGCCGAUAUGGAUAUCCUACCUACCGACAGCUCCCAAAGUAUGUGCCGCAUGUACAGGCGCAAACAACCCCAACUACACCAGUUACCCCAGUGACUCCGAACAUCGUGGUCUACCCAUCUCUACCACAGCAACCCACAGUAGAAGUUCCUCGGCUCGGUCCUGUGCGCACUCCACGUCAUCCGUUGACUGUGCCAACGCCCCAGUACUGCCGCAGCCCAGUUCACGGCCCUCAAAGAUCACCAAUGGAUCUGAUGAGCCCCCGGGAAGAUUCAAUUCCUCAAUCUACCAACUUGAUCUCGUACUUGACAGCUCCCACUCAACCAGUCAACCUAGUCCGAAAUGUCAGUGUCAUUCCUACCCGUGGCAUGCAUGACUACUUCUGGUGGGACAUCCGUCAGCUCCGCAACUGGGAAUCCUUCUCUUUUGCCACGAUUGACAAAAUCGACGGACUCACCCAACUACUAAGAACCGAGAUCCCCGGAACCCUGGCUCCCCCCGUAGGUGUUUCCUCUUCUCGUCUAGCCCCGGAGUCUGAACCUGGUCUAGUGGACCUAAUCCGCGAUCUCUAUGCCCCACGAGUCAAUGCAGCAUUAGCCGUUUCCCAAGGAGCAGAACAUCUCCAACUCUAUCCAGCUCCAGAUAUCCGUCAUACCGGACACAAAAACCACGGCCACCCGCAUUUCCUAGCCAACUACUCCACAGACACAGAUUGCACUAGCGCAGGGCUCCCACGUGGCCGACUCGUGGGUAUAGUCAAGAGUUUCGACAGAUGGAACUCGGCAAUGCGCAAUGAAGCACCCCACCGUCGCGUCGAGUAUCUAAACGGCCUAGCCCAUCUCCAGCGCUGCAUGCGCGAACAUUCCUGUCGCUACGGCUUCAUAAUCACGGAAAUCGAACUCAUCUGCGUUCGCGCCGGCUGCGACGAUGGCUGUGACGUCCCAUAUUUCGGCUACCUGGAAGUGGCAGCGCCAAUUCCACUUAAAACGGCCGCGACGCCCCAAACCGCGCGCGAUGUUCCAGCACUCGCAACCCCGAUCAGUGCACGUUCUUUCUCAUCCUCUUCUCAUGGCUCAUCUUCAUCAUAUUCCGGACAUCCGUCCCCUGCGCUUGAGUCGGAAUGUUUGGACGAUGGCUGUUCAACUCCCAUGACUGCUAGUCUGGCUUUGUACUUUCUGCUCAUGCUUUCUAAAUCCGUUCCACUUCCCUAUCAGCCGUCCGCUCACCUCAACGUUGGCGGACCGGGUGCUCUUACCCGGCAGCGUGUUCUUUCCGAGCCUAAAGAUAGCUGGAUCCCUGAGCCGCAGAUUGGUGAGCGUCGCGACGCUAAGCGGGUUCGGGGAUGGGUUUGGCCCCAUGAAGCUUGGCAUCGGCGGGAAGGCGGCGGUGUUCCUCGAUCAACAAGGAAUAUCGAUAUUAGGGCGAAGAACUGGCAUAAAUAG